Diplodia corticola is the source of this 2925-nucleotide messenger RNA. RefSeq names its product frequency clock protein. The record is from RefSeq and is a predicted model, not a curated record. Gene Ontology annotation, biological process: regulation of DNA-templated transcription; circadian rhythm. Bases 1 to 2925 code for a protein of 974 amino acids. The transcript is spliced from 2 exons. Lineage: Eukaryota; Fungi; Ascomycota; Dothideomycetes; Botryosphaeriales; Botryosphaeriaceae. Gene Ontology annotation, cellular component: cytoplasm; nucleus.
AUGUCGGAUCCGCAGAGCAACCACCCCCGGAGACCGCCCGCCCACAAGUCUGUCUCUCUCCUCCACUCUCCCGGAAAGCGCAAGUUCGUCGACGACUCCGCCGAGGCACGCUUGUCUCGCACCUCCUCCAAUGUGCCUUCGAGCGAUCGUGCCAACCCCUCGUCGCCUGGCUCGUCGAGGCCGGGCACGAAGAAGGAAAGCUCGGGCGAAGUGAGCGAUGCCGGCAAGUGGUUUGAGACGUCCAACAACAACAUUUCGCAGAACAGCACCGGCUUCGUUGACAAUGACCCCCCCUUCUUCUUGCGCAACUCAUCGUCUUCCACCUCCCCUGACAUGACGAACCCUAUGCAAAUGCACAUCCAGGGCCAGUCUUCGAUGCCUCAUCGACCUGCCUUGAUGCACAUGCGCACCGAUGGCAGCAGUACCGAGGAGUUCCGCAGUGUGAUUGAUGAUCUUACCAUCGAGAACAAGAAGCUGAAGAAGAAGCUGAGGAAGUACGAGAAGAUGCAUGAUGCCCACCUGCAAAACGAAAAGCUCUUUGAGGUGCGCGUGCACCGACUGGCUCCAGACAAGAAACGGGAACUUGAGGAGACUCUGAGGAAGUUUGCCAUGGAGCUAGAGGAUAGCAUUGCGAACGAGCCGGCCAGACCUCAUGACCCCCGGGCUACUGGCCUCCAUGUUCGCCCUACCCUGUCAUCCUACACCUCCACCCAGUUUGGCGAUUCGGCCUACAUGUCAGCUUCGGGGCAGAAUUCAAAUACCGCUUCCGGCAGCAACGGCCAAGCCGAAGCCAACCCCCCUCCGAAGAGCAAGUCCCAUUACCACCGCCAACAUGACAGCAUUCAAUCCUAUCUGCAUGACAUCCCUGCAGGCUUGAUGCCAAAGACCAUUGCCAUGACAGAGUCUGCGAAGAAGAAACUAGUCGUUCGACGGAUGGAACAGAUCUUUACCGGCAAGGGAGCUGGCACCGGUGGCCACCAGCAGCCAAUCCAGCAGCAGGAAGUUGCACAGUCUGCUGCCCAGGCUGACAGGGCAGCAAUAGAAGAGGAGACUGGCCAAGAAGCUCGCAUAGAAGGUCUAAGAGAAGCGCGCAUCAUGUAUUCCAAAUCUGAUCAGCGCCACGGGCGAAGCAGAGAGCGCGCCGAAGCAUGCAAGGCUGCUGCACCCCUGAAGACCGUGUCGAAUCACGACUUUGCUAAGCCUACUGGGAAACACUCACCUGAGCAGCGUCCUACACGUCCUUUGGAUCUUGAUCCUCAGAGAGCACAGGUUCCGACUGAAAACAUCAACUACAUUCGCCACCUCGGAUUUUCGCCCCCAGACCCCGAAAUACCCCCAGUCGAUAACCACGGGUGGAUUUAUCUCAACCUUCUCGUCAACAUGGCUCAGUUGCACACCAUCAACGUUACGACCGACUUCGUCAAGAAGGCACUUGAAGACUAUAGUUCCAUGUUGGAGUUGUCCCCAGACGGACGCAAGAUUCGCUGGAAAGGCGGUCAGGACACCUCGCUCAACAGCACUGACAGCUCGCCUGAGCAUCAAAUGGAAUUGAUCAAGUCAAACGUCAACAAGAUUGGUAAGAAGCGACAGAAGCUUGGUCCGAGCAGUACCAACACUUCGAGCGAAACCACUGGUCAAUCAUCCGAGCUACAGCGAAGUACCAACCAUCUAGCCUACACCCCGCUUUUCUAUCGCAAGGAAUCCACCGAGGAUUACGACGGUUCCAAUUUGGACCGUAAUUCCGAAGAAGAGGCGUCUCCCCUCCCGGCUCAUGCCACCGGCAACACAUCCUCGGGAUUCGCCAGCUCUGGAAUGCGGACCUCGUCGUCGAAGAGGAAGCGGGAUGAUGGCCCCAUCAUCUUCUACAACAAGGCCAAGUUCUGCACCGACUUGAGUGGUGAUAGUAGCACGCAUGAUUCUCCAGGCUACACCAACUACAAUCACUACAUCGAUAUGCCUCUGGGUGCUACACCAGAGAAGGAAAGGGAGAAGACUCCGCCCAUGUAUGAUGAUUGCCGUGGCCCUUUGGCUCGUGCUGCUCUCCAUGAAAUGGAUGCCGACAUGGACAUGGAUCCGAGUGACGUUGACUUGGAGUUCUCCAAGUCAUCGUCAACGGACGGGGAUGUCAUUCCAAAGGCCUAUCUUGAUUUCGAAGCAUCGGGCAUUGGCGGAAUAGUGCCAGAGGAUAACUUUGCCAUCGAUGUCGAGUGUAGGCAAGUGAGGAGCGAGUCUGCCCCGGCCACUCAUUACGCAUCUCACACUCCUCGAUAUGUCAAUUAUCCAAGCAACAUCAUGCGCGCUCUGAAAGCCAAGGAUAAGGUCGAUCAGUCGGGCCUCACACGGGUGAGGACACCGAUUGUUAACGGCGAGAUCAUCUCGGCGCAGCAAAUGCGCCUUCCGCCGUCGACACUACCACCACCGUCCCUCCUUCCGUUCGAAUCAUCAUCUGGAGAUGUAGAUACGGACAUGAGUGACGUGUCGGAGAUGGACGACGAGUUUGACGAGUUUGACGAGCCACCCACGGCGGCCCCUCGUCUGGUCGACAUGUCGACGCCUGAUGACGAAGCUGGGGAGAGUGGCGACCAGGAAGAGGAUGGCGAGGACUACGUCGAAGAGGAUGAAGGGUCGUUGGACUUCCUGGCCCAGGCAAGAGAGAUUGACCCCGAGAUGAUCCGGGUACAGGAACGCGAAUAUGACGCCAACAUUGCGGACAGGCUGGCUGAGGAGAUUCCAGCUGGAUCCUCAGCGGCCACUGCCGGCGGUGGCAGCGGAUUCAACAGCCCCGCAUCUCUAAAGGGAGACGGUGACGAUGCUGGCACAGAUCGAAGACCCAGCAGUCGAGGAAGCCACAGCAUCCACCGGGGGAGCUUGAAAAGAUCGAGAACGAGCGACAGCAUGAUUGUGCAUGGGAAGGCGUCACAGUGA